AUUCAAACUAAUAGCGUUUUCCACCUUGCCGAACCCGCACUGUGGCAGUUUCCACUGUCACUGUGCGAGUUUUUUGGUGUUAUCACAAGUGCCAACAUUUUAUUACUAGAUCUGGAACACGAAAAAUUAAUAUCUUGUUACACUCAUAAUUAUUGAUAACAAUUAUAUUUUAUGCGAAUUGCAAGACAUAUUGCAAACAUAUUUUCAUUUUUCAGUUAUGUUGGCUGUUUUUUUCGCUUUUCAGUUUUCUUUGUUCUAAAUUCUAUAGAAAAGUAGGUGCUAAUUGUAUCUACCGGCUACCCCUGUACCUACUUGCGUAAUUUGUUGUUGAGUUGUUCAGAGUCUUCACUCUUUAUAGUUGAAAAAUGACUUACCAAUUUAUUAAGUUUGCUAUAACUGAAAAUAGACCAAUUAGACCAGAACAAAUACUUUGUGAUGUACUUGAUGAAGAUGGUAUAGAGUCUCAGAUAUAUGUUUCUAAGAACCAACUGAUUGAUAAUGGGAUUUCAAUACCUGAAAUACCAGAUAAUAAUAAUUCAAGUUGGUCUGAUGGUGCUACUUCUUUCAUGUUGGAGAAAUAUGCUGAAUAUUUACCAAAAGUGGGACCAUUGAAACUUUUCCUAAAAAAAAAAGAUCUUUGGCAACAAAUAUCUGUUGAUUUAAUAAAUGAGCUAAAUGUAACAAAAAAUGCAAUACAAGUUGAAAAUCGAUACAAAACAAUUAUAAAAAGAAAAAAAAAUGCCAUUGAUCAUAACAACAUUUCAGGAAAUUCUCGCAUUGAUGUACCUUUUGAAAAAGAAAUAAAAUCUAUAACUGCACUUGACGAUAGUAUCGAACCAGAGGUUCUUAGAAAUAGUAAUAUUGUAAAAAAACGUAUUCCAGAUGAGAUAUGUAAAAAAAAAGAUGUAAAAAGGUCGAAAACAGAUAUGGCAGAAGUUUUUUUACAAAUACAACGAGAAAAAGAGGAAGCUAAAGAAAGAAGACGUAAAGAAAAGAUGUCAUUAAUCGAAAAAAUAUUAUCUGCAGGUAAUUAAAUUUUAUAAAAAAAAUAAAUAAGUA
Molecule: messenger RNA, 1059 nt
Organism: Acyrthosiphon pisum (pea aphid)
Lineage: Eukaryota; Metazoa; Arthropoda; Insecta; Hemiptera; Aphididae
Exons: 3
Coding region: 366-1034 (222 amino acids)
Source: RefSeq, a predicted model, not a curated record